UAGAGUCUCUCCUCCAUGGAGGUUUUCUCUUACUAGACUUCUCCAAGAUAUUACCAAAUCUAGGCAGAUUUGGACGAUUUUCCCUGUGUGUAUACAACUGUACAAACCCAUUCUUGUACAUAAAUAUGAAUACGAAAACCUGAAAAGUGGAAAGUGGGACCCGCGCAGAUGCCCAAUAAAAGCAAAGUCCGAGCUUAAUGUGGCAAGAAGAGAGAGAAAGCGGAGAGAGAGUCAUGCACUGCAUACAAGAGUAGACCAUGCAAAAGCUUGCCGUUUCAGUGCCAUUUGUGGGAUUAUAAAUACUCCCUCUUCCCCAACGCCACUCUGUCUUCCUUCUCUCUCAUCUCCUUAUUUGGAAACCCUUUUCUCCCCUUUUUCUGAGUUGCUUUUGUUUCCGGUGGUGCUGAUUGCGGAUUUCGGGUGCGAUUAAAUGGGUCGGGGCAAGAUUGAGAUAAAGAAGAUCGAGAAUGUCAAUAGCAGACAGGUUACCUUCUCCAAGAGGCGAGCGGGAUUGUUCAAGAAGGCUAAUGAACUCGCCGUUUUGUGUGAGGCUGAAGUUGCUGUUAUUAUUUUUUCCAACACUGGAAAACUAUUUGAAUUCGCUAAUUCAAGCAUGAAAAAAAUACUGUCAAGAUACAAGAAAUGUGUGGAAACUACGAAGAGUUCUGCAGCGGAACUCGAGCCCGAGAAGCCACCGCAGCCCAAGGAGGCGGAUAUCCUCAAAGAGGAGAUAGAAAAGCUUAAACUAAAGCAGCUGCGACUGAUGGGUAAAGACCUAACGGGCAUGAGCUCGCAAGAAUUGCAUCUACUUGAACGGCAACUAAGUGAGGGGUUGAUGUGCAUAAAGGAGAGGAAGGAGCAAUUAUUAUUGCAAGAGCUGGCACAGUGUAGAAUGCAGGAGCAACGGGCUGUGCUGGAAAAUGAGACAUUACGUAGACAGGUUGAAGAGCUUCGAGGUUUUUUCCCACCAACCAGCUCUCCAACGCCACCACUCUGUAUCGAGUACCAUUCAUCCGUGAUAAAGAGCGACCCCGCUAUGAAGGAAGGUUCCAGAAGUCCUGAAACAGCAUGCAACGGUGGGCUUGCAGAAGAAGAUUCAGACACCACCCUGCAGUUGGGGCUUCCAUACGGGAACAGUAGCCGGAAACGAAAGGUGAUUGAUGGGGAAACUCAAUCGAGCACCUCGGAGACUCAGUUUCGCCUCCACGGAUGAUCCUUUGAACACAAGAGUUUUAAGACUUUGUUGAGGCUUACUUUUCCCUUUUUCUCCACCUUGUAUAUUUUGUUAGUAACUGAGAAAUAUGGUUGAUUUUCUGUUUUCAUUUCCCCAUGGAAGAUGGCUGAGGGGGCUGUUUCACUUCUCUGGCCUCGAGUUGCGUGUCGCCUUCAUGCACUGGUGCAGUGAAACACAGAGAUAGCAGAUAUGCAGUGUUUUACCAUUAUUUA
This is a messenger RNA of Salvia miltiorrhiza (redroot sage), 1446 nucleotides long. Its product is annotated as agamous-like MADS-box protein AGL15. The record is from RefSeq and is a predicted model, not a curated record. The transcript has 8 exons. The coding region runs from base 431 to 1213 and encodes 260 amino acids. NCBI's taxonomy places the organism in Eukaryota, Viridiplantae, Streptophyta, Magnoliopsida, Lamiales, Lamiaceae. Gene Ontology annotation, cellular component: nucleus. Gene Ontology annotation, molecular function: RNA polymerase II cis-regulatory region sequence-specific DNA binding; protein dimerization activity; DNA-binding transcription factor activity, RNA polymerase II-specific. Gene Ontology annotation, biological process: positive regulation of transcription by RNA polymerase II.